Messenger RNA from Kazachstania africana CBS 2517, 1932 nucleotides. It is a transcript of the gene RGP1, whose product is annotated as Rgp1p. Bases 1 to 1932 code for a protein of 643 amino acids. The transcript has a single exon. Gene Ontology annotation, biological process: retrograde transport, endosome to Golgi. The record is from RefSeq and is a predicted model, not a curated record. Lineage: Eukaryota; Fungi; Ascomycota; Saccharomycetes; Saccharomycetales; Saccharomycetaceae. Gene Ontology annotation, cellular component: Ric1-Rgp1 guanyl-nucleotide exchange factor complex; Golgi membrane.
AUGCACAACCAUAGAAUUGAUUCGUUCCUGAUAUCAGAGAAUGUCAAAUUGGAAAUCGUUCAUGAAUCAAAUCCUUAUUUUGCCGGUGAACACAUCUCUAUGGUGUUCAGAUUGAAACAUCUGGGAUUGCAAAAGGAAUAUGAUAUUUUAACGGAUAAGAUUAGUAAGAUACAUCAAAAACUUGAAGAACAAUUUGAAAAUGCAAAACAAGUGGAUCAAGAAGCCAACGACAAUAUUACCGCCUCCGGCGAAAGAUGGUCAAUGAAAUCUCUAUUCAAUGCGUUCAGGAAGGACCUUGUUGAUCCAAGUGAGAAACUCAAAGUUGAUGAGCAGCUAGCCAAUGAUCAAGAGUAUAUGUCCCACAUCACUAAGCAACUUCAAUAUCAUAAACCCGUGAAUUUGAUAUCUGGCUACGUCCAAAUUUCAGGAACUUUCCAGUACAAUGCAAGUAUCAUUGAUGAUACAAAAUUUUCAAAUGAUGAAACUAAGAUAGUGGGUGUAAAUAGUAGCAUGCGAACGGAAUUCACGAAUCAUGCGAAAAAUAAGGAAACUAUUGCCUAUUUUCAAUCCAAUUUUGAGUCAGUUACUUCUGGCCUCAUGAAGAAAAAUCAAAUAGACGGCAAUGGAGGUUUAAGAAAUAAUACUAUAGCUGUAUUAGAUUCAGCAAAUUUUCAAGAUUCUGAAUAUAAAUCAAUUCCAAUACUAUUAAUACCCCAAUCAUUAUUAUUCUCAGAAAUAACUUUACAACCCGGUGAAACGAAAAUAUUUCAUUACAAAUCAUCAAAACUCCCCGAAGAUCUGGUUCCAACUUAUAGAGUUUCAGAUAAUUUUUCCAUCAAUUAUAACAUGUCAUUUGGUGUUAGUAAAGUAAUAUCAAAUACUAUUGUGCCAUCAACAAUUGGGGUUCCUAUCUAUAUUUCUCCGUACGUGACAAAAAAUGGAUUUCAAUACAAUUUUCAAGUAGACAAACCUCCAGUUAUCCUUUCAAGUGCUACAAUAAAAGAAUUAAAGAAAUCCACCGGAGCAAUGAAACGUUCUGUAUCAGUAUCAUCCGCAAUAACAUUUCCCCGUAGAAAAAGUUCCACAACAGCUAAUUUUCAAAAAGAAUCCACUGAAAAGAUUGAAUUUCUGAAGAAAAAUUUCAUAAAAUUGAUUGAAUCGAAUGAAAAUGAAGCUAAAGAUGUUGAUGAACUAAUCGAGCUACAGGUAGCAGAACAAUUUCCAAAACUAGAUGAGCUUUCUGAUAAUGAGUAUUCAGUAAGCUCAGUAAAUCUCAACAAAAGCAACAGAUCAACUAGGCGGAAUGUUAAAUUAUUGAGGGAAACGGUGACAGUCUCUUCACCUGAGGAGACUCCAGGUACAGGGACAAAUAUGGCUUCACAAAUAGCAAACUUACAAAAACGCUACAUUAUAAAUAGAAACGGUCAGUUUUUAGCCAAGAUAUCGUUUUCAAAAUUAUUUUACACUACUGCUGAAGACAUUAGCCUAGUAAUUCAUCUUGAUAACGAUGCGUCGUCCCAAUUGAAAGUUAGUGCAAUCAAUGCCAAUUUGGAAUCUAUGGAGCUAAUCAAUCCAAAAGCUGCAAUUGAUCCGAGUGAAGAUAUUGUAAUAAAGCCAAAAACGCACAUCAUAUCCGAAUUUCAUGUUACAUGCUUUGACGACUCGACAUCCAUACCGUUGAAGCUUACAACACCAAAGAGUCCACUGAACCAACUCCCAAGUCAAUUUAAAACGAACAUAUUUCAGUUGAGAUGGAUAAUCAAUUUAAAGCUCAUCCUGAUUUCCAAGACUGACCAUACCAAUCUGUUUCAAUUUUAUGAAGACCAGAAGGGGACUUUAUUCCAUUCUAUUGAAAACCUAGAAGGCGAAGAAUUCACCUGUCGGAUCCCCGUCACUCUCCUUCCUCCAACAGAAAGUUUUGGUGGUUGGUAG